Molecule: messenger RNA, 522 nt
Organism: Cyphellophora europaea CBS 101466
Lineage: Eukaryota; Fungi; Ascomycota; Eurotiomycetes; Chaetothyriales; Cyphellophoraceae
Exons: 1
Coding region: 1-522 (173 amino acids)
Source: RefSeq, a predicted model, not a curated record
AUGUCACAGCCACACAGCGUCUCGGUUUCGACUGAUCACGGGAGUUCUGGUAACCAGUCACAGCAUCGACACCUCCGUGACUACAUCUGGGAAGAGUUCGAGAAUCUCAAAGCCGAAGUCGAUCUUGACCGCGAUGCCAUCAGCCUCCAACGCUCCCCGAAGUCAAAAGGUCAACUCAAAGAGAAAGCGCCUCUGCCCUGGCUCAGCUGGUCUGCGCCCAGCGGCCAAUCCGGUCAAACACGCAACAAAGCCAACUUCAUCGCCAUAUGGGAUAGGGUUAUGGCCGAAGCAAGCUUGGCGUAUGUGCAUGGGGCAGCAGGUGAUGCGACGGUGUGGGUCAAUAGCGUGCUUCUUCCGCCAGAGCCCGAUGCGGCCGUUGUCUGGUCAGAUGACUUCGCGCCGGAACCUCAUGAUCGGUAUGCAGACCAUCUCCACGAAGCAGGGGCAAAUCUUGCUGAGAAGAUGAUUGUCCCAGUAGGAAUGAGUCGUUGGGACCGGCGGCCGGUGGUUGUGAUCUCCUGA